AUGAUUAUUCUAAUUUUCAUUACUUUUAUUGCUAAUUAUAAUUGUCAAGCAAUUGGAUCAGAUUCAUGUUCAUCUUUUACUGAAACUCCCUGUAUUGAAUCUGGAUAUUGUUAUUGGGAUAGCACUUAAUGCAAUCCAUAAUUGUGUCAUUUAGUGACUCAAUAGGCAGCUUGUAGAUCUGGUGGGGCAUUGCAAAUAGAAUGUUAACCAGUUUAUUAUACUCCUCCUCAAUUUGUAGCAUCUUGUUAUAGUACUGCCUAUACUGCAUAGAAGAUAUAUUUCUAUAGAUUUAUAUCAGACUUAUCAACAGAAGAUAUAAUGCAAACUUCAACAUAUAUAAUUGAACUUAGUAAUUCAUUACCUAGUGUGGAAGCAAUGGAUAAGUUAUAUUAACUUGAUUUUUUAUCUAGUUCUAAUACUCAAUUGAAUUCUAUUAUUGAUUUAUAUCUUAAUUAAGCAUCAAUCUUAAUAGGAUAGUAUUCUCAUCCAUAUUAUUUGGAGAGGGCAAUUUAUGAGAGUUUAUAAAAUAUUAGAGAUGAUAUACUUUCAAAUUUUCUUGAAAGAAGUGCUACAAUAUUCAAGAUAUUAGAACUGAUAGAUAUUUAUUAUUAGAGAUUAAGUACUUAUUCAGAAAAAUACUAUACUAUUUAUAAUUUUGUGAAUUUUAAUCAUAUUCAUUUUAAAUAUUUGGGAUUUGCAUUUCAAUAGUAAGCUGAAUUUUCAUGGAAUACAUAUCCAGAAAAUGGAUUUUUUUAAUUAACAGUAAUAUAUCCAUAAAUAUUUGGUAUUUAAUCUGCUGUUAGUCCUAUAUUCAUGAUAAGAAUAUCUAAUUAAAUUAAUUUAAAAUAUACUAUAAAAUGGGCAAUAACUACUACAUACACAGUUCAAUUAAAAAAUAUUGAUUUAGUCAAAAUGACAUUAUAUGAUGCUGAAUAUUUGUCUAUUUGUACUAAUGGAUACUGCACAGUUGAUAUAAAUGGAUCAGGUAAUUAUUUAUUCGUUGAUCCAACUAUAUCUAAUAGUUGUAAUGACAUAUUAGAUUUGACAUUGUGCAUUUUGGCUAAGUGUACAAUAAAUGCUAAUAUAUGUAAUUGA
Paramecium pentaurelia is the source of this 1095-nucleotide messenger RNA. Lineage: Eukaryota; Ciliophora; Oligohymenophorea; Peniculida; Parameciidae. The record is from the annotation of a GenBank genome assembly.